UUUCAACACAAAACAAAUACGAUAAUUUUUUAAUAAAGCAUGAAAUUUUACGUAAUAUUUAUGACAGUAAUUUUGGCAGUAGAACAAGUUAAGUCCGAUGUAAAAGAUGACCUAGACGAAUUGGACAUGGCAUGCAGUAAGGAAACCCAGGUCAGUGAGGAUGAAAUGAAAAUUUUCUUUAAUAGUGAUAUGAAAGAACCCAAGGAGGCAAUAAAAUGUCACCUUAAAUGUUAUAUGGAAAAAUAUGGUCAAUGGAAAAAUGGCGGUUUUGAUGAAAAUGCUGCCAAAAAGUUUUUACAUAACAUGUUCGCCUCAGAAGACAAAAAGGAUAUUAUUAAUAAGAUGAUAGAUAAUUGCAAAAACAAAAAGGGUUCCUCAGAAUGUGAUACUGCCUAUCUGAUAUCCAAAUGUAUUAUGGAAUACGAUAUGUAGUCUUGUUGCAUAUAAUGUUAUAACGAAACAGAAAAAUUACACUUUAUACUUUAGA
This is a messenger RNA of Lucilia cuprina (Australian sheep blowfly), 487 nucleotides long. RefSeq names its product general odorant-binding protein 56h-like. Bases 40 to 432 code for a protein of 130 amino acids. The record is from RefSeq and is a predicted model, not a curated record. The transcript has 2 exons. Gene Ontology annotation, molecular function: odorant binding. NCBI's taxonomy places the organism in Eukaryota, Metazoa, Arthropoda, Insecta, Diptera, Calliphoridae. Gene Ontology annotation, biological process: sensory perception of smell.